This is a messenger RNA of Zingiber officinale, 2738 nucleotides long. RefSeq names its product DNA mismatch repair protein MSH4. Gene Ontology annotation, biological process: mismatch repair; reciprocal meiotic recombination. The record is from RefSeq and is a predicted model, not a curated record. The transcript has 24 exons. Gene Ontology annotation, molecular function: ATP-dependent DNA damage sensor activity; mismatched DNA binding; ATP binding. The coding region runs from base 76 to 2460 and encodes 794 amino acids. NCBI's taxonomy places the organism in Eukaryota, Viridiplantae, Streptophyta, Magnoliopsida, Zingiberales, Zingiberaceae. Gene Ontology annotation, cellular component: nucleus.
UCUGCUUCUCAUUUGGGCGUCGACGCUCCUAUAAAUACCCCGCUAACAGCGCCUGGUGAUAUACUUUUGGAGGGCAUGGACAAGGACGGAGGGGAGCGAUCAAGCUUCGUGUUGGGGCUGAUCGAGAAUCGAGCAAAGGAGGUUGGCGUGGCAGCUUUUGACUUGAGAUCAGCCUCCUUACAUCUUUCUCAGUACAUUGAAACGAGUUGUUCAUACCAGAAUACUAAUACACUUCUUCAUUUUUAUGAUCCGAUGGUCAUAAUUGUACCACCAACCAAACUGGCAGCAGAUGGUAUGGUUGGAGUCCUAGAAUUUGUAGAUAAACAUUAUACAUCGAACAAAAAGGUCACACUGCCUCGCUGUUGUUUUGAUGAUACUAAGGGAGCUGUGCUUGUUAAAAGAUUGGCAGCGAAGGAGCCAUCUGCUCUGGGUUUAGGAAGCUACCAUAAACAAUAUUAUCUAUGCCUAGCUGCUGCAGCUGCUACCAUAAAGUGGAUUGAAGCUGAGCAAGGUGUAAUAGUUGUAAACCACUCAUUACUGGUUACUUUCAAUGGGUCCUUUGAUCACUUGAAUAUUGAUGCUACCAGUGUUCAGAAUUUGGAAAUUAUUGAUUCAUUGCAUUCUGAGUCGUGGAGCACCGGCAACAAGAAGAGAAGCCUAUUUCAGUUGCUGAAAACAACGAAAACCAUCGGCGGGACUAGACUACUUCGUGCAAACUUGUUGCAGCCUCUGAAAGAUGUUGAAACUAUAAAUGCUCGAUUAGAUUGCUUGGACGAGCUAAUGAGCAAUGAGGAACUAUUCUUCAGUUUAUCACAAGUUCUGCGAAAAUUUCCAAAAGAAACGGAUAAAGUACUCUGUCACUUCUGCUUCAAACCUAAAAAGGUUACAGAAGAAGCUUUGAGGCCUACAAUAAAAACUAGGAAGGUCCAAAUGCUGAUAUCAGAUAUCAUAGUUCUUAAAACUGCUUUGGAUGCCUUACCUUUCCUCUCUAAGGUGCUUAAAGAUGCAAAAAGUUUGCUUCUUUGCAAUAUCUACAAGACUGUUGGUGAAAAUAAAAAAUAUGGGGCAAUGAGAAAAAGGAUUGGGGAUGUCAUUGAUGAGGAUGUUAUACAUGCAAGGGCUCCUUUUAUUGCCUGCACUCAACAAUGUUUUGCUAUUAAGGCUGGAAUUGAUGGAUUUCUUGAUGUUGCAAGGCGAUCUUUCUGCGAUACUAGUGAAGCUGUGCAUAAUCUCACAAAUAAGUACCGUGACGAGUUUAAGCUACCAAAUCUGAAGAUUCCUUAUAACAAUAGACAAGGAUUUUACUUUAGUAUUCCACAAAAAGAUGUCAGCGGAAAGCUUCCUGACAGGUUUAUUCAGGUUAUGAAACAUGGAAAAAACAUACACUGCUCAAGUUUUGAACUUGCAUCUCUCAAUGCUAGAAACAAGUCUGCUGCUGCUGAAUGUUUCAUGCGUACAGAGCUCUUCUUAGAAGGCUUAAUUGAUGUCAUAAGGGAAGAUGUUAGCAUACUGACGUUACUUGCAGAGGUUUUAUGCCUUCUAGAUAUGAUUGUGAAUUCAUUUGCCCAUACAAUAUCCACCAAACCUGUUGAUCGUUAUACUAGACCAGAAUUCACUGAUAACGGUCCUGUGGCUAUUGAUGCUGGAAGGCAUCCUAUUCUUGAGAGCGUACACAAUAAUUUUGUUCCUAACAAUCUUUUCCUCUCUGAAGCAUCUAAUAUGGUGAUUGUCAUGGGACCAAAUAUGAGUGGUAAAAGCACUUAUCUUCAACAAGUUUGUCUUAUCAUCAUCCUGGCUCAAAUUGGUUGCUACAUCCCUGCUCGUUUUGCAUCACUAAGGACAGUUGAUCGCAUUUUCACACGGAUAGGGACGGGAGACAAUGUCGAGUACAACUCAAGCACAUUUAUGACAGAAAUGAAGGAGACAGCUUUUCUCAUGCAAAAUGUUUCUUCAAAGAGCUUGAUUGUCAUGGAUGAACUUGGAAGAGCUACAUCUUCCUCUGAUGGAUUUGCCAUUGCAUGGAGCUGUUGCGAGCAUCUUCUUUCUCUUAAAGCUUAUACCGUAUUUGCUACCCAUAUGGAAGGCAUCUCUGAAAUGGCAACCAUCUAUCCCAAUGUAAAGAUACUCCACUUUGACGUGGAAUUGAAGAACAAUCGCUUAGAUUUUAAGUUCCACCUUAAGGAUGGUCCACACCAUGUGCCACAUUAUGGUCUUCUUUUGGCUGGAAUUGCUGGUCUGCCAAGCUCUGUGGUUGAGACAGCAAGGGGCAUCACAGCAAAGAUAUCUGAAGAGGAUGCGAAGAGGAUGCACGUAAACUGUGAAAAAUAUCGUUCAGUUCAAAUGGCGUACCAAGUUGCCCAGAAACUAAUCUGCUUAAAAUAUUCCAACCAAAGUGAGGAUUACAUUCGACAAACCCUACAGAAUCUUCAGGAGAGCUACAAAAUGGACAAGUUAAAUUGAUCCCUUUCGUAUACAAAAGCUCUGAUCCUAUCAGUACAUUGUUACUAGGAGAAUUCUUUGUAAUGCCUUCAUAUUAGUCAUGGCAUUUGAACCUCUAUAUGCUGAAAAGGUUAGUAGCCUGCCUUGUUAUGUUCCAAGAAUUUUCCAAGAUCUGCUUUCUAUGAUCAUGUGUUAAAGACUACGAGAGUCUAAAAUCCAAUUCAAAAUGUCAAAUCUCUUAGCAUUGUAAGAAUUCUUUUUUAGAUGUAGAACUAAAGGGUUGAGCAUAUUUCUCCUCA